Molecule: messenger RNA, 846 nt
Organism: Chenopodium quinoa (quinoa)
Lineage: Eukaryota; Viridiplantae; Streptophyta; Magnoliopsida; Caryophyllales; Amaranthaceae
Product: probable FBD-associated F-box protein At1g32375
Exons: 3
Coding region: 1-846 (281 amino acids)
Source: RefSeq, a predicted model, not a curated record
AUGGAAGUAUCUAUGGACCCAAGUCCUGCACUUGAUUUUACUGAUAUGAUAACGCGUAAUGUAGAUGAUAUGAGUGAAGAGGAGUAUACUAAUUGCAUGAAUUUUAUGAGUAAAAUUCUACUUGAAAAUAAUGUAUCAUAUCUACGACAUUUUUGUUGCUUCUUCAAUUUCCACCUAAACCCCAACUCGGAAUCAUGGAUGGAUGCUAUCAAAUGGCGCAACAUCUGUGAGCUCGAUAUGAACUUGUGUGGAGGUGAUCCUGUGUUUUUGCCUAGAGAAUUUCUUUAUGGACAAACACUCAAGGUUUUAAAACUCGGCAACUUUUAUCUUGAGGACACACAAAAUCCUUUUUAUCUAUCCGAUCUUGUGGAUAGUGUGGGGUUUCCAGGAGAUCAAUUUCUCAAGAGGUUACUUGUAGGUUGCCCUGUACUUAAAGAGCUUGUUGUUCGAGAGGGUUGUGGUUUCGACGACACUAUUUACAUCGAGUCUUUGACCCUGAAGUCGUUAGAAAUAAUACAGGCUAUUCUACAUGUGGAGCAGGUGAUUUAUGCAUUAGUGUUAAAGCACCAAACCUUAAGGUGCAUUACAAUCUUUCAAAGAAUACAGACAUUUUGUGACUUUGAUGAUGUAACGUUGCUAAGUAAGGCAAAGUUUUGUCAAGAUGGUUGUUUUCCAGUUGUGACAACUCAACAAUCAGCAAAACUUAAGAAUAAGCUACCAAUCUUACAGAACUUGACCCAUUUAGAGCUUGAGCUCGAAAAUUGGUACGAGUUACUAAAAUGUGCUCCUAAGUUGAAGUCAUUAUGUUUUAGGGAGCUUAUAUUUGGAAAGCUGCAACAACCUUGA